Molecule: messenger RNA, 1794 nt
Organism: Neoarthrinium moseri
Lineage: Eukaryota; Fungi; Ascomycota; Sordariomycetes; Amphisphaeriales; Apiosporaceae
Exons: 2
Coding region: 1-1794 (597 amino acids)
Molecular function (GO): oxidoreductase activity, acting on the aldehyde or oxo group of donors, NAD or NADP as acceptor
Source: RefSeq, a predicted model, not a curated record
AUGAGACGGCCCUCUCUUUCCCCGCCCUGCAUCCUGGCUCGUGGUUCACCAUGUCCGUCAUCACGGUUCCCCGCCAUCCCCGCAUGCGCCCGAGUGACUGGUGGUGCCCUACAUAAAGGCCUCCGAGACGCCCGCCGAGCUCCUGUCAGCUCGCGGCCACGCUGUAUUCAGACUCUAGCUCCAGUCCCGAGGCCCACCGUCUCCCGUGCUGUUCCAACACCUGUUCUGCCGCCGUCGACGCCCUCGUCCUUGUCAAGCAUCCGCCAUCUCUCGUCAACCUCGACCAUGGCCGGCCUCUCGGUGGACCUGACGGCCCCCAAUGGGAAGAAGAUCACUCUUCCCACCGGGCUCUUCAUCAACAACGAAUUCGUCAAGGCAUCAUCCGGCGACAAGAUUGCGAGCAUCAACCCUUCGAAUGAACAGGUCAUAUGUGAGGUAGAAGCCGCCUCGGCCGAAGAUGUUGACAAGGCGGUCAAGGCCGCCCGCGCGGCACUCAACCAUGAGUCCUGGAGCGAUCUACCAGGCACCGACAGAGGAAUUCUGAUGAACAAGCUGGCCGACCUGGUCGAGGCCGACAAGGAGAUAUUGGCCACCCUCGAGACCUGGGACAACGGAAAGCCCUACAGCGUCGCAUUGGAAAGUGACCUUGGCGAAGUCAUCUCCUGCCUUCGUUACUAUGCCGGCUGGGCCGAUAAGAUCUUUGGCCAAACCAUCCCAACUACGCCCCAGAAGUUUGCCUACACCCUUCGGCAGCCCAUCGGUGUAUGUGGCCAGAUUAUUCCGUGGAACUUUCCUCUAGCCAUGGCAGCCUGGAAGCUGGGACCUGCCUUGGCUGGGGGAAAUACCCUGGUCCUCAAGCCGGCCGAGCAAACCCCCCUUUCCAUUCUAUACCUGGCGAGCCUCAUCCCGAAGGCUGGCUUCCCCCCCGGUGUGAUCAAUAUCGUGAACGGAUACGGCAAAGACGCCGGUCACGCCCUGGCGAGCCACCUUGACGUGGACAAGAUUGCCUUCACCGGUUCUACCGCCACUGGCAAGCUCCUCAUGAAAACGGCCUCUAUCAACAUGAAGAAUAUCACGCUGGAGACGGGUGGAAAGUCGCCGAUUGUGGUGUUCGACGACGCUGAUGUCGAGCAGGCUGCCAAGUGGGCGCAUCUUGGUAUCAUGUUCAACUCCGGCCAGGUCUGUACGGCAACCUCUCGGAUCUUGGUCCAGGAAGGCAUUCAUGACAAGUUUGUUGAGGCGUUCAACGAGCUCGUCAAGACCUCCAACAAGGUCGGUGAUCCAUUUGAGGAGACCACGUUCCAGGGCCCCCAGAUCACCAAGGCGCAGUACGACAAGAUCCUCAGCUACAUCGAGACGGCAAAGUCCGAGGGGGCAACCCUCGCAGCCGGCGGUGUGCCACAUACGGGAGUCGGGCAGGGUAAAGGGUACUUCAUCGAGCCCACCGUCUUCACCAAGGUCACCAGCUCAAUGAAGAUCUAUCGUGAAGAGAUCUUCGGCCCAUUUGCGAGCAUCGCGUCCUUCAAGACAGAGGCCGAGGCGAUCCAAAUGGCCAACGACACUACGUACGGCCUGGGCGCUUCCGUCUUCACGUCGGACAUCGAGCGUGCCCAUCGAGCGGCCGCCAAGAUCCAGAGUGGCAUGGUCUGGGUCAACUCUUCAAACGACUCGGAUUUCCGCGUACCUUUCGGCGGUGUUAAGCAAAGCGGUAUCGGCCGGGAGUUGGGCGAGGCUGGCCUUGCCGCCUACACCCAAGAGAAAGCUGUGCAUAUCAACCUCGGGCAAAAGCUGUAA